Molecule: messenger RNA, 969 nt
Organism: Sorex araneus (European shrew)
Lineage: Eukaryota; Metazoa; Chordata; Mammalia; Eulipotyphla; Soricidae
Gene: MRPL16
Product: mitochondrial ribosomal protein L16
Exons: 4
Coding region: 75-830 (251 amino acids)
Biological process (GO): mitochondrial translation
Cellular component (GO): mitochondrial large ribosomal subunit; ribosome
Molecular function (GO): rRNA binding; structural constituent of ribosome
Source: RefSeq, a predicted model, not a curated record
CUUCCGGCGCCGCCGAACAUUGCCGGAGUCGCUGCGCCCGUGGGAGCCCGAGUCGUGGCCGAGCGCGCGUGGCCAUGUGGCGCCUGCUGGCCCGCAGCGCCGCGCCGCUGCUGCGGGUGCCCCUGGCAGAUUCCUGGGCCGCCGCCCCCGCCAGUGCUGGGCUCAAGACGCUGCUGCCCGUGCCGACCUUUGAGGAUGUUUCCAUUCCUGAAAGGCCCAAACUUAGAUUUGUCGAGAGGGUACCACUUGUACCCAAACUGAGAAGAGAACCUAAAAACUUGAAAGACAUACGGGGACCUUCUACUGAAGCUACUGAGUUCACAGAAGGCAAAUUUGCGAUCCUGGCACUGGGUGGCGGUUAUCUCCACUGGGGCCAUUUUGAGAUGAUGCGCCUGACCAUCAACCGUGCUAUGGACCCCAAGAACAUGUUCGCCCUGUGGCGAGUGCCAGCACCUUUCAAGCCCAUCACCCGCAAGGGCAUGGGGCAGCGCAUGGGAGGAGGGAAAGGCGCCAUUGAUCACUACGUGACUCCCGUGAAGGCCGGUCGCCUCAUCGUCGAGAUGGGCGGGCGCUGUGAAUUCAAGGAGGUAGAGGGUCUUCUCAACCAGGUUGCACACAAGUUGCCCUUCCCGGCCAAGGCCGUGAGCCGUGAGACUCUAGAGAAGAUGCGAAAAGAUCAAGAAGAACGAGAACGUAACAACCAAAACCCCUGGACCUUCGAGCGCAUAGCCACCGCCAACAUGCUGGGCAUCCGGAGAGUACUGAGUCCCUACGACCUGACCCAGAAAGGGCGGUACUGGGGCAAGUUCUUCUUGCCUGAGCGUGUGUAGUGAGAGUGUGAGGAGAACAAAAUACAGACUUUCAAGAAAGCCAGAAUCUCUCUUCCCCUCAGCCUGCUUGUAAAGUCUGGGAUAGCUCUGUGGGCACACAGCCUAGGAGCAUAUGAAUAGAUGUUUUGGAGACAACUGU